AUGAAGUUGAAUAUAUCUUAUCCUGCUACUGGGUGUCAAAAACUCAUUGAGAUCACUGAUGAGCAUAAACUCAGAGUUUUCUACGACAAGCGUAUGGGAGCUGAAGUUGAAGCAGAUUCUCUGGGAGAUGAAUGGAAAGGUUACAUUGUAAGGAUUUCGGGGGGAAAUGACAAGCAAGGUUUUCCAAUGAAACAAGGGGUCUUAACAAACGGAAGAGUACGUUUGCUUCUUUCAAAGGGCCACUCGUGUUACAGACCUCGUCGAGAUGGAGAAAGAAAAAGAAAAUCUGUGAGAGGAUGCAUUGUUGACAGUAAUUUAAGUGUACUGGCUCUUGUAAUUAAAAAAAAAGGAGAACAAGAAAUACCAGGAUUAACUGAUUCUACUGUUCCCAGACGUCUAGGUCCCAAAAGAGCUUCUAAGAUUCGUAAACUUUUCAACUUGAGUAAAGAAGACGAUGUUAAACAAUUUGUUAUUAAGAGACCCUUACCCCUGAAGGAGGGAAAAACUAAACAGCGCUUUAAAGCUCCUAAAAUUCAAAGGCUUAUCACCCCCACUGUUCUUCAGCGUAAAAGACAUCGUUUUGCUUUGAUCCGCCGUCGUAUUGCAAGAAGAAAAGAACAAGCUGCCGAUUAUGCUAAAUUAUUGGCGCAAAGACAAAAGGAAGCCAAAAUGAAGCAUAAAGAAGAAGUUAAAAGACGUCGAUCAGCUUCUCUUCGUGAUUCAAGAUCUAGUAGCCAAAGCGGCGCAAAAUGAUUUAUGAUUAAGCAAUAAAGUAAAAU
Molecule: messenger RNA, 779 nt
Organism: Pediculus humanus corporis (human body louse)
Lineage: Eukaryota; Metazoa; Arthropoda; Insecta; Psocodea; Pediculidae
Product: 40S ribosomal protein S6, putative
Exons: 5
Coding region: 1-753 (250 amino acids)
Biological process (GO): translation
Cellular component (GO): ribosome
Molecular function (GO): structural constituent of ribosome
Source: RefSeq, a predicted model, not a curated record